GAUCAGCGACGACAACGACAUCGACAAUUGCGUCAAAACCUUUACCCACCACUGCAAUACUGACAAAGACUACGCCGGAUCUCCCAUCCUCCACUACAGAUCCUAAUACCACGACAGGGCACACAAUCACCAUGACAACGACGAAAAUGACCACUACUGGACCCACAACCACCACUACAAAGCCGCAGACGACCACGACAGAUCCCCCGACCACCACUACAGGGCAGAGUGCGACUACGACAGAAUCCCCGACCACCACUACAGGGGAGAACGACUACGACAGAAUCCCCGACCACCACUACAGAGGAGAGUGCGACUACGACAGAACCUCCGACCACCACUACAGGGGAGAGUGCGACUACGACAGGACCCACUUCCACCACCACUACAAUUCCGCAGACGACUACGACAGAAUCCCCGACCACCACUACAGAGGAGAGUGCGACUACGACAGAACCUCCGACCACCACUACAGGGGAGAGUGCGACUACGACAGGACCCACUUCCACCACCACUACAAAUCCGCAGACGACUACGACAGAAUCCCCGACCACCACUACAAAGUCGAGUUCAGCGCAA
Ostertagia ostertagi is the source of this 579-nucleotide messenger RNA. The record is from the annotation of a GenBank genome assembly. Lineage: Eukaryota; Metazoa; Nematoda; Chromadorea; Rhabditida; Trichostrongylidae.